Messenger RNA from Durusdinium trenchii, 354 nucleotides. The record is from the annotation of a GenBank genome assembly. NCBI's taxonomy places the organism in Eukaryota, Dinophyceae, Suessiales, Symbiodiniaceae.
AUGGCCACUGGGGACGAAGGAACCUGGUAUCUUGUGCUCCUGGUGAACAGCCACGACCUCCGCUUUGCACAGCAAGAUGCAGAGCUGGUGGCUCAAGCUGCCGUGCGCUGCGGCCUGUGCCGGGAAGAGCGGGUGGUGAGGCUUUUUGACAAGACCGGUGCCGAGAUCGAGAAAGCCUUGAAAGACUUGGUCACACAGCUGGCAGAAUUUGAUCAAGUGCUACUGUGGUAUUCAGGGCAUGGCUACGGCAAGUCUGAAGAGGGGAAUGAGGCAAGAGGCUGGACUUUGAUAGUGCCAAAGGGUGAUGAGGUGAGCUCAGCAGGUGACUUUGUUUACAUUGUUUGGUCUCGUUGA